AUGUCGUCCAACGAGACUACCACCAUCGUCAGGCCGUUGAGCCCAUCGGCGACGGAGACGUCAAUUCCAGAACAUGAUCCGGAAGCAACACUCCUUGAGAUGGGGGACAUGGUGCAAGACAUGGCGCCAGAAGAGGAUUCUCAAGCAAUACUCCUAGAGAUGGAGGACACGGCGCGGGACAUUGUACCGGAACAGGAUUUUGGAGUAUUGCUCCUUCAGAUGGAGGACAUGGUGCAAGACAUGAGUAACACGCUAUUGGAAGCGGCGACGAUGCAGGAGACAAAGUCUCUUCUCGAUGCGGUGAUUGGUCUUCAAAAGACCGGUGCAGACACUGUAAAGGACAUCUCGCGGGGGCGUUAA
This is a messenger RNA of Aspergillus fischeri NRRL 181, 360 nucleotides long. RefSeq lists its product as uncharacterized. The transcript is spliced from 2 exons. Lineage: Eukaryota; Fungi; Ascomycota; Eurotiomycetes; Eurotiales; Aspergillaceae. Bases 1 to 360 code for a protein of 119 amino acids. The record is from RefSeq and is a predicted model, not a curated record.